AUGAGUCCUGCCGCUGAGAUCAGUGAAGCUACAUCCCAACAGAGGAAGGCCGAAAACGGUAUUCCAAAUGGGGCGAACAGGAGCUUGAAGGCCGAUAAACAAUCGACGUCGUAUUCUCGGAAGGGCAAACAAAAUGGAGCGGAUUCACUGGUGGAACUGUUCAAUCAUGAGAGUGACCGAGACGCAACGAAUGGAGAUGGUGGCACAAAAUGGCAACUGGGACAUGAUCAGACCUCCAAACGUCAACUCGCCAAUGGAAACAAUGGUGACCAAAAAACAACCGAUUUGGGGUCGCCGGACCAGGGACUUGGUAUUCUAGUCGAGCAUUCGUCACACGGAGGAGAUGGUCGUGGCCGAUUGUCGGUUGUGGAUAUCUACGAAGGCCCCAAAGUCAAAGCUGCUUUGGCUGAUUUGUCUGUCGAUAUGUCCCGUCGACUCUCGGAAGAUAAAGAGAAGAUCGUGAGGUUAUCUCCUGAGAAGAUCCAGGAACUCACAUCCUCGCCAGAGUCUAUACCGUAUCGUCCUGCGGGAACAGAGACGACCGCCGGAAAACGAGUAUUGUCGGAAAACGGGAAUGUCCCGUUCACUCGGCGGGACAUACCUGAGUUUGUACUCCAGUCAAUCGAUGACAAGCCUUUGCCCGCUGAGGCUUUGCCAAAACUACGGACCACCAAAGAAGCGUUGCUGGGAGAUGUCUCUGCACCAGCAAGUCCCGGCUUCCCUCGAAAUACCCAGAGCGCCCCUAUCCGUAAUCGACCGCAUGCCUCACGAACCGUUUCUACCCCCAGCUCAACGCGGCGCCAACUGCCGUUCACCCCAAAUAAUGAUCGCCUGAACCAGACAUGGGCAUCGCGCCCACGACAAGACCGACCCGCGCCGGAACGCGAGUUGAAGAGCCACCUUAUUGCAUCCCCUCACAUAAUUGAAUCACCUGUGUCCCCACCUUUGCCAUCAUCAAUUCCCUUGCCCCCAGUCUCCUUGCCAACGUAUCUUCAACUUGAACUUGCGUCUGGUCGACCUUCACCACUAUACAUCCACCGCGACGCUGCCAACGACUUCCCAUAUGAAUCAUCACGAGUGAAAAUAGAGAGGCUCAUGAACUUCCUUAUGCUUGCACCUAUGCUAGAGCAGGUGCUCUGCUUCGGAAGUCUUGCUUGCCUUGAUGCUUGGCUAUAUUCUUUCACGAUAAUGCCGCUCCGAUUCAUCAAAGCCGUCUAUAUCUUAAGCGAGUCAUGGGUCAUGAACCUGGGAGCUGAGAUCCGCUUCAUUUGGAAAUUUGUUCUGAAUGGAAUUGGUCGAGUAUGGCGCAGAAGGAAUGAUAAUGCCAAGGAGGAACAGCGUGGAAGACGCGAAAGCGAAUCCGACGCCACCCAGCGCCCGGGCCCUUCUGCGGGACCACAUAUAGGGCUUGCAGAUAAGGACUCUAGACAACCACAGCCGGAUGUGCUUAGAAGGAAACAUCGAUCUUCCGAAUCACGCAAGCAUCAUCACCGACGGAGGAAGUCGAUGCCUUCAGCACUCCUCCCAGACGACAAAGCGGACAUCCUUACGGGCUUGCUUAUGAUAGCGACCUGCUGUGUUUUGAUGUACUUUGAUGCCAGUCGGAUGUAUCAUUGGAUUCGUGGCCAGGCCGCUAUCAAGCUGUACGUUAUUUACAAUGUGCUAGAAGUCAGCGACAGGCUUUUGGCUGCCAUAGGUCAAGAUGUUCUCGAAUGUCUUUUCUCAAGAGAGGCGCUUGAGCGCCGUCCUGAUGGUCGAAGCAAGAUUAUUCGUCCAUUUUGGUUGUUCCUGGUGGCACUGGUGUACACAGUAUCCCAUGCGACCUCUCUAUUCUACCAGGUCAUGACUUUGAACGUGGCAGUGAACUCAUACUCCAAUGCAUUGAUUACUCUACUACUAUCGAACCAAUUUGUGGAGAUCAAAUCUACCGUCUUCCGCAAGUUUGAGAAGGAAAACCUCUUCCAGCUGACCUGUGCGGAUGUCGUGGAACGGUUCCAGCUCUGGCUGAUGCUCACCAUCAUCGCUUCACGUAACAUCGUGGAGACAGGCGCUUUCAAUUUUAUCGGCAACUUCGGGCUAGGAUCUACCAUGCCAGGCCAAUCCUCCACAAGCACCAACAGCACGCCACUGUCAACGCCUCCACGCACUGCAUCGUCCAUUCUACCCCAGGCAUUUACACUCUUCCCAUCCUCCAUCCUAUCCUCCCUAAACAGCGUCAAUUCCUUCAUUCCAACUUUAGCCCAAGUCCUAGGCCCGUUCCUAGUUGUACUGGGCUCUGAGAUGCUAGUAGACUGGCUCAAGCACGCCUACAUCAACAAAUUCAACAACAACCGACCAGCAAUCUACGGCCGUUUCCUCGACGUCCUAGCCAAGGACUACUACACGAACGCCUUUGGCGAACAAAACCUCACCCGUCGCAUCGGCCUCCCAGUCAUCCCCCUCUCCUGCCUCUUCUUCCGAGUCUCCGUCCAAACAUACCAAAUGUUCCUAGCGGCCGUGGUCCCCCAUCACCCCUCCUCAACAGCAAUGGAAGCAACCUCCCUCACCUCAAUCCACAGCCACUACGCCCCCUCCCCAAUUCCCUCCGCUCCACCCCUAACAUUCGCAACCCUCCUCCCCGCCUCAGCGGCCCACGUCAGCGCCUUCUUCCGCACUCUCCUAGAAAACGCCAUCCCAUCGCCCGCCCAGUCCGUCCAUAUUUUCACGGCCAUCUUCAUGCUCACCGGCUUCGUGGUACUCCUAAUCCUCAAACUCCUGUUAGGCAUGGUGCUGCUCGCCUUCGCGCGCUCCCGGUACAGGAAGAUGAAAGGUCUAGAGAGCGAGCGUAGACAGUCCUCGCACCACGGUACCGAGAGCGGUGUUCCCCUUGCGCGCGAAUUUAAUGUCGAGGGCAGCCAGCGUGUUGGCGGGUGGGGUGUCGUGGAAGUCGGGGAUGAGAAGAGACGGUUGAUCUAUGCGGAUGAUCCGGAUGGAUUGCGACGGCUGAAGGAGAAGGAGGAGAAGGAGAAGGAGAAGAACAAGGAUGCGGAAUUCACUGUUGAUCAUGUACAGCGGUAUGAGAUGAUUGCCAAGAAGAUUUGGUGA
This is a messenger RNA of Penicillium paradoxum, 3084 nucleotides long. RefSeq names its product TAPT1 family protein. The transcript has a single exon. Bases 1 to 3084 code for a protein of 1027 amino acids. Lineage: Eukaryota; Fungi; Ascomycota; Eurotiomycetes; Eurotiales; Aspergillaceae. The record is from RefSeq and is a predicted model, not a curated record. Gene Ontology annotation, cellular component: endoplasmic reticulum membrane. Gene Ontology annotation, biological process: maintenance of protein localization in endoplasmic reticulum.